This is a messenger RNA of Prorocentrum cordatum, 387 nucleotides long. The record is from the annotation of a GenBank genome assembly. NCBI's taxonomy places the organism in Eukaryota, Dinophyceae, Prorocentrales, Prorocentraceae.
AUGAUUCGAAUAAUUUGUUGGUUGGAAAAGGAGUUCCCUCGAUCAUCAUCGUGCCCGCCUGGUCCGAGUAUUGGCACGCGGCAGGGGAGACUACUCGGCAACCACCCGGGCGCUGAGAGAGCUGGCCAUAACCAAGCAGGAGACGUUGCCGACGAGCAAACUUCACGCCAUGCGCGUCGACCCCGAGGCUUCUUUCCCAAUGGUGGGGAGGAUGAGUUCGAUCUGUGCGACUACACAGACGUCUCGAGCAUGAGCACCGACGAAGAGUACACCCUCCUGGCGGCCCUGGCGAGCAGGGGGCUCAACGAUACCAACUUCUCCGAGGAGUUGGGGGAGCUGCAGAUUCAGGGGCGAAAGACAUGUGCAGCGUGCUGUCGCGCUGCUUGA